AGGCUCAGAUGAUGGUUAGCAUUUUUUAGCAAUAAAAUAUUUUUAAAUUAAGAAUGGUAAAUAACGCUGAUCAUCUCUAGAAGGGAUAUUGCUUAACCUCAUGUAAAGUAUGCUCAGUUCCUUUCCAGUGGUUUUGCUGGAAACCAUGUCUCACUAUACAGAUGAACCCAGAUUUACCAUAGAGCAGAUAGAUCUGCUUCAACGCCUUCGGCGUACUGGAAUGACUAAACAUGAAAUUCUCCAUGCCUUGGAAACUUUGGACCGUCUUGAUCAAGAGCAUAGUGACAAGUUUGGAAGAAGGUCCAGCUAUGGAGGAAGUUCAUAUGGGAAUAGUACCAACAAUGUUCCGGCAUCUUCCUCUACAGCUACAGCUUCCACACAGACCCAGCAUUCCGGAAUGUCCCCAUCACCUAGCAACAGUUAUGAUACUUCCCCCCAGCCUUGCACUACCAAUCAAAAUGGGAGGGAGAAUAAUGAGCGAUUAUCCACAUCCAAUGGAAAGAUGUCACCAACUCGCUACCAUGCAAACAGCAUGGGUCAGAGAUCAUACAGUUUUGAAGCCUCAGAAGAGGAUCUAGAUGUAGAUGAUAAAGUAGAGGAAUUAAUGAGGAGGGACAGCAGUGUGAUAAAAGAGGAAAUCAAAGCCUUUCUUGCCAAUCGGAGGAUUUCCCAAGCAGUUGUUGCACAGGUAACAGGUAUCAGUCAGAGCCGGAUAUCUCACUGGCUGUUGCAGCAGGGAUCAGACCUGAGUGAACAGAAGAAAAGAGCAUUUUACCGAUGGUAUCAGCUUGAGAAGACAAACCCUGGGGCUACGCUAAGUAUGAGACCCGCCCCCAUUCCAAUAGAGGACCCAGAAUGGAGACAAACACCUCCCCCAGUCUCUGCCACAUCUGGCACCUUCCGAUUACGACGAGGGAGUCGAUUUACCUGGCGAAAGGAGUGCCUAGCUGUCAUGGAAAGUUACUUCAAUGAGAAUCAAUACCCAGAUGAAGCAAAGAGAGAAGAAAUUGCAAAUGCUUGCAAUGCAGUUAUACAGAAGCCAGGCAAAAAACUGUCAGAUCUGGAACGCGUUACCUCUCUGAAAGUAUAUAAUUGGUUUGCUAACAGACGGAAGGAGAUCAAGAGGAGAGCCAAUAUCGAAGCAGCAAUCCUGGAGAGUCAUGGGAUAGAUGUACAGAGUCCAGGAGGCCAUUCCAACAGUGAUGAUGUCGACGGAAAUGACUACUCAGAGCAGGAUACUUGGCAAGUACGCAAUGGGGAGGAGGAGGAGGGAAGAAGUUCAGAGGGAGGCAGAGAAGCAGAGAAGGAUGACAGCACUAGCCAUAGUGACCACCAAGACCCCAUCUCAUUAGCUGUGGAAAUGGCAGCAGUCAACCACACUAUCUUGGCAUUGGCCCGACAAGGAGCCAACGAAAUCAAGACAGAGGCCCUGGAUGACGACUGAUCAGGGAGGGUUGAACACGAGAAGUUAACUUAGUUUAGACGUAGCACCUUAGCAGACUUUCCUCGGUCCUUAACAUGUGUUCUUACAGUAUAACUUGCAGUUUCUUGUAUGUCAGUUAGCUGUUAGGGUCUUGUUCUGUGAAGAUGGCAUGGUGCCCUCAGCAUUUGCAUAUACUCUCUCAGUAUUAAUUCCCAGUAAAUAAUAACCAACCAACCAACCAAACUUCCCUCUCCCAGCCCCUGAGGCUAGAAAAUCUUGCUGCUCUGUCUUAGCAUUCCAAGAAAGUGCUUCCAGGUAUUUAGAUAGCCCUCAGUUCUCAAAUACUAGGCUACGUGUAAAACCUUGGGUACCUUUAGAUUCUUGUAACACUAGUCUGUACUCCUUUUCCUUCCCCAAGACUGACAGGGUGCAAGCUGAGGUAGUGUGGCCCAGGAUUGACAGACACCAUUUGGGGAAUAUCUGCAGAGUAAAAGGAACACUAGCAUCCCCACCUCAAUGUGGGAAUAAUUGAUUUCCAGCUGCAAUAAGCCGUGCCUCAUAAUAGUCACACUGUGGCUAGAUUAUACUUCUUUGGGUGCUGUGCUAAGAAUGUCAGUGGAUAAACUCGAUCUCAGAUUUUGGUUGAUGUUAACAUGCCUGACACAGACAUCCUUUCCUCUCACAAGCUGUGUGUCUUAGCAGAUAAAAUACUGCCUUCUGCCUUUGGGACCAUGAGUAAAACAAAAAAAAGACAAAAACAAAAGUUAUAAAAAAAAAACCCAGCUUGAGAGCAUUGGAAAAAACGAUGAGCUGAAUGUCUAAUGGAUGUUAAGUCUAGUUUUCAGAACCACUAUACAUUACGUGGCACAGGUACGUGCCUGCCUGGAAAAGUGCUGGAGGUCAUCACGGAAGCCACUUUGCCUCCUGUCUGUGGCCCUUUUCCCUGCUACCAAAAAAGUCUUUCAAGGAUGGAGCUAAGGUCAAAAAUGAGUGAUUGGACUUCCAGUUAUUUGUAUCCAUUAACUGAAGCCCCCUCAAUAUGAGAGGUCGAUAGAGGACUUUACAGUGGGAUUAUGCUGACUGACUAUCACAAAUGCAAAUACUUUCCUAAAUAGGAGCAGUAAAAAGCAGGGGAUGUUUGCCACUUAUGUGGUGGGUCUUCGAGAUACAACGGGAUGUGACUGCUUUGGUGUUCUCUUUACUCUGUCCUUGUAGAGAUGUGAAAAGCUGUAUUGCUACAGGCAAUUUAUUUAAUAAUUGGAAGCCAUAUUGAUAAUGGAUGUGGUAAUAUUUGUAAAGUUUAAUCUACUUUAAGCAGCAGUAACUAAUGGAAUUUUUUUCCUUGAUCACAUAUGUAGCACUUUUGUUACUUUUUAAAGAUAUUUAUAUUUGAUAAAUCUGUUUUUCAUUUUGAGAACUCAAAAUACCAAACAGUGAACUUGCGUUAUAAAGUCACCCUGUGAUCACCUUGGCAUCUAGUAGCAAAAUGAUGAACUAUUCAUGCAUCAAAAAAAAAAAUUACAUCUGCUGGCCUGGUAUGAAAAUGAUCUCUUGGCAUCCUGAUUAAAUGACACCCUGUCACUGUGGCUAAGAGGAAACAGCCUUCAAUGUAGCAGCGUAGGGUGCGUCUGAGAGAGGCUUAACUGCUGUAUAUUUUCUGCCUCGUUCCAUCUCUCCUUUCUACGUACAAUGAAGCCUUGUUUAAAGGGGAAUACGGGGCUGGCUAUUAAGCAGGGCUUCUAUCUUUCUGUCCAUUACCUGAAAACCAUUUCUAAGAUGGAAGGAAGGCCCCAUUUCCGCACCUCCCCACUCCUCCUCCCCCAGCAAAUGUAUUCAACUUAAAACCAUUGAGAGCGAGUGAGACUUACUGACCGUUUUUCCCUUUCUCGUUAGUGAGAGAUUGAAUAUCUGCCAGUUUCUAGCUGGUCCAACGCCACUUACGGCGCAUGCUGACGAGAUCAUCUCCUUAUUUCUUAAUCCUGCUUAUGUCAGUGUGAGGAAGCCUUUGAGAAGGCAUGAAAAUGCCACCUUAUAUGGGUCUGUGACUUUAAAGAGCUAUAGGCAGGACCUGGGCCUGCUCUUGUCCAUGGAUUUCAGGGGGAAAAUGUAUAUACUUUUUCCAGCUUCCAAGAAUUGAGGUAAAAUGGAGUAGUCUUUUCUGUUUUACUGUAUUACUUGAACCAACAAAUUCAAGAGUAGCAUUUGUUGUUCUCAGGAAUGAUCCCCCCCGCUUACUUUCUUUCUUGGUGUGUUUGACUUUUAUUUCAAUUAGGAAGAUUGUGUUAUCUUUCUUUCCUUUUAUAUUACUUGGGAGAAAUAUAACAUUGUAUCUUUCAAUUUUGGUGGAAUUUUGUCUGCUUAUUCUCGGUUGAAUCAGAAAGAAAAGGAGAGAAAAAUACACUGUCUGACAAGCCACAUCCAUGAUUUAUUGUAAGAAGAUUAUUAUAAUUGAUAGCUUCUCUAUGAUGGGAUUGCUAGUAUCAUUUGUUCUUGCCGUUCUUUAAGACUCAAACUGUUAAGAAAGCUGUAGUUUCUGAAGAAAUACAGUAAUUGCCAGAGAAGAGCUAAAAGGUUUCAUUGUUUUAAGACAUUUAAAGAAGGAAAAAAACUUCAGAGAAUCAAGGAGAGUGAGUGUCCAUGAAGACAGUACCAGGCCCUAUCUGGCAAUCUGGAAAAAGUGAAAGAAAUGUGUCUACCAACGUAUGAUAGCAUCUAUUGAGUUCAGUAGGAACAGGAGGCAAGGAUCUUUCACCCAGAAUUAUUCUUUUAAUUAAAGAAGACUGCUGGCCUGCUCUUAAGAACCACUGCCUUACAUACAACUUCUGCUUUUUCACCAAGAGUAAAAUUUUAGUUCCUUGGGGCCUAGAUUUAAAUUUACCAUUGGUGUUUUGUCACCAGGUUCUAUUUCCUUAUUUUGUCCAGGCUACCUUAGUUCUUUUAAUGGCAUAUGGAGUUGCUACUGUCUAAUUUGUAGUAUCUUUGGAUAGUAAAUUUUUUUCUUAAGCUUUUUCAGGUUUGAGAGAUGGUAUUAAAAUAGAAACCCUAAACUGCUCUCUUACUGAAGGGAAAAUAGCCCAGCUCUUAAAAACUCCCAUUAUGUACUUCUGGGUUGUUCUGUCCCUCUUCUCUCACUUCAUGCUGUACUUUUUUCAGGCCCCCAAGGACUAUUUCAGGGGUUGCUCCUUCGGGGUGAGGAAGACUAAAAGUGUGGGGUGGGGGAAUCUUGCCAGCAGUUCAUGUAACUUGUCUGUUAUUUUUUUAAAGACAUUUUUGUUGAAUUACUGUGGUCACAUGGGUAAACUUCCUCCCCUUCUUAAAACAGCCUUACAGAGGGACCUUUUAAAGAUGGACCAUCCUAAUGAGAUUUCUGCCAAUCUGUUGAUAACUCUAAUAACAGGUGAAGGCCAGGCAGGGCAAUACAGUACACUCUUUUCUGAGACCUUCCAGUGCCAGUCAGUACAAAAUAGACAUUUUGGUUUAUUUCAGCAAAGCUUGUAAUGUUGGAGUACCCCUUAAGGCAGUUUGCUUAACAAUCUUGAUACUUUAAGUAGUUGAUAAGUGUGGUUGCCUUCCACUUACCUGUGGAAUCUGUACAGUUCCCACACAAUUGUCAUUCAGUGGGACAGCCCCUCCCCACACAUUCCCAUAUUCCUUCACAGGUAGAAGAUCCUGGAACAGGAAGACCCCAUUAAGGUACCUUUCACUCUAGCUCAGUAGAGGUGACCACUUAAAAAGACAUGAGUGAGGAAGAAGCAGCUCAUCAGUACUGAAGUGUGCAAAUCCAGUACUCCCGUUCCUGGUAGAUUUAUGAUGGCAGGCAGUCCAGUGAUCAACAGUAUCUCUGUUGGGGCAAGAUAUCCAGAUAUAUUUUUACCUCAAAGGGGACAACUCAUGAAGAGCUCGCUAAUACAGUUGUUUCAGUUCUCUCUGUUUGACCUUUGUCUUUACAAACUUCUCUCUCUGAUUCCAACCAUCAGGCAAAAAGUGUAAAUAGACUCUCAUUUCAUCAGGAAUCUCCACUCACAUCCUCUCGUCUGUGAACAACUCCUCUUCCAUUUUCCUCUGGGCUUCACCACUAAGGCCUCAUCUUGAGCUGACUUCUUUGCUGGAAUUUUUUUAUCUUCUACAGCAGGCACAGUAGGUGGGUGUGGUCCACCUCUUCACACAAACACUCCUUCCUGUCUUGCAGCCCAUCUUUUUGACCAGCUACAUAUUCCACUGACCAGCUACAUUAUCUCUGCCCACAACAGUGGAAAUAAUCCCUUUUUCAUAAAUGAUCCCUCACCCCUGUCCUAAAAAUGUGAACUUCAAGUCCUUACUCUCUCUUUGGUCUUCUGAAGGGUUUGGUUAGAAGCAGUCUUCCCAUUUAACUCAUGGCUCUGCCUUUUAAAAAUUGCUUUUGUCUUUUUUUCAGAUAACAACCAGAGCAUUUUUUCCUCAAUGAGUCUCAACAGAUUCUUAGGCAAUAAUUUUUCUUGUUAUUGAUGACCUUGUGCUCGGUAGCACUCCACAUUGAAUAGUCCUGACCCUAAACAUUGUGCGUUGGUUUUCUGUGUUAAUCUCUGUCUGUGAUUUAAAUCUUAUGUCAGAGUGAUGACGGAUUUUGUCAUUUUGUUGUUGUGAUUAUUAGUAAUGUUUUUACUACUGUAUUCCUUGGGGCUGCAUUGAGACCAGCCAAAUCCAUUUAUAGCUUUACUGAGCCGGAUUUGUUUUUCAAGAUUUCCCAAGUGAAAGUUGGGCACAUUGACCAGCUCCUGCUGGUGGUAUCUUUGUGGGGUAUAGGGGUGGGGGGUGGGGAUACAGUGGGGCGGGGGUAGGAAUUACAUAAAACAUUCCUUUUUGUGUGCUCUCUAAAUAGCAAGGAUGUUUACUCAGGAUUUGGGGAUCAGUUGUCAGCCAUAUUGAAUUUGGCAAACUGAGCUGCAUGCCCUGAAAACCCUCUUACUGUUUCUUAAUUUCCGUAUUAUCUAAUUUACAUUACCUAGUAAUACCUAAAUUAUCCAGUUUAAAGGUAUUGCACCAUAAUGAGAAUGGAAGGUUUUCCCUGGGAGGCAACUAUGAAUGGCCAGGUUAUCCUGUAAGGAUUUCCCUAACAGUAACGUG
Messenger RNA from Ceratotherium simum simum (southern white rhinoceros), 6526 nucleotides. RefSeq names its product homeobox containing 1 (gene HMBOX1). The record is from RefSeq and is a predicted model, not a curated record. Gene Ontology annotation, cellular component: nucleus. Gene Ontology annotation, biological process: positive regulation of DNA-templated transcription. Gene Ontology annotation, molecular function: double-stranded telomeric DNA binding. Lineage: Eukaryota; Metazoa; Chordata; Mammalia; Perissodactyla; Rhinocerotidae.